Messenger RNA from Terrapene triunguis (Three-toed box turtle), 2581 nucleotides. RefSeq names its product tripartite motif-containing protein 72-like. The record is from RefSeq and is a predicted model, not a curated record. The transcript has 3 exons. Gene Ontology annotation, molecular function: protein binding. Lineage: Eukaryota; Metazoa; Chordata; Testudines; Emydidae. The coding region runs from base 186 to 803 and encodes 205 amino acids.
AAGUGAAUCUCUGCCUGGGCCCAGCUUCCCCGACUCCCGGCCCUGGGACCCUCCAGCCAACAAGGGGGCCCUCAAACCCAGGGGGCCAGGCUCCAGGCUGUCCCCAGCUCUCGGAGGAAAGCCCCAGAUCUUCCCCCACCUCCGCCCGGUCCUGGCAGCUGCUCGCUGAGACUCCUGAAACCAGAAUGUUGAAAAAUCUCGCCCGAAGCAAGUUCCCUGGGAAGGAAGUUUUAUCCCUGGACCCGGACACGGCUCACCCUAACCUGGAGAUCUCGAAGGACGGGAAGGAGGUGACAUGCGUCAGUCAAGGAAGGUUUGUCGACUCCAGCCCGAGGAGAUUUGACACGGCGAACUGUGUGGUGGCUAAGCAGAGCUUCAGCGCGGGGCAGCACUACUGGGAGGUGUCUGUGGGCUGGAAGCGGCGCUGGAACCUGGGGGUGGUCUCGGACCGAGCCAGGAGGCAGGGAAGGUUGAUCAAAGUGGAGUGGUGGCCGUGGCCCCCUAGCAAGGUCUGUGCCGAGGGCUACUGGCUGAUCGGCUACGACCAGCAGAAGGCCAGGAAGAAGUACUGGAUAUUUGACACCAAUCCAUGGCCCCUGGAUAUCUGUCCCCACCCUGAGACCAUCGGGGUCUACCUGGACUACACGGACGGGGAGGUCUCCUUCUACAACGCCGAUCACCCCAACACACUGACCCACAUCCACACUUUCCACACAUCCUUCGGCAACAAGCCCGUCUACCCCAUCUUCGACCCCUGCUGGCACGACAAGGGGGGCAACACACAGCCCCUCAAAAUCCUCUGAGCUGCCAGCUCCGUGGCAACCCAGGGCGCCUCGUCCGAUGGCCACCGCUCGGCAUAUUUAGCUCUGCCCCUCCUGGGGACUUCCCUUGUCUGUGGGCCGAGGAAAGACAGAAAUUGCCACUCUGUCCCAGAGACGGGGGUGGGUCCCUCCAGCUCGGUCACUUAUCGUCGCCAGCUGCUUCAGCAACCCCCUCGAGGACAGUAAGAGAAUAACCCACCCUUAUUGGACAUAUCUUCCUGACCGCCAAUAGGCAAAGGUGGGUUUAGAGCCCUGAAGCAUGAAGAUUGGGAGCCCUCAGGCCAUUUUGCUCCUAACAGAAGUCGGGAUGUUCUCAUUAUCCCUAUAAACCUCCACUGGUUUUCUGACCCCUCUUGGUUGCCGCGACAUCCUGUAGCAGGGAGUUCCGCCGGCUCGUCGUUGCUGUUCUCUUGUACAGUGCUAAGAAAUCGUUAAACAAGCUGGGCCGCUGCAUGGCAUAUGGGAGACACUUUAUGGUAUUAUUAAUGCCAAUAUUGUAUCAUUGCGAUGACUCUGAGCAGAGAGGCCACAUACAGGAUGAGUGAAAACGUCAUGAUUUGCCAAGGAUGAUGAUGUUGUUUAUAUGCGUACAUCACCUUUGUAUCACGCGUUACAGAUAGGUGGGGUGUCUCUGUAUUUCCAAACGUGUGCUGUGUGUCUGGGUGACACUCCUGGAUGAUUGGCAGCAGCACUAGCCCCUCUGUCCGAUGGCCUAUUAAAGGCCAUCAGCUGGACGAUGAAGGCACUUGGAGAAGCCAUGUAGGGACAGGCCUGUGGACAGGAGACUUCAAGAGCUUCUCCAUGCCCACGCGCUGUGUGUCUGGGACAAAGACAUACGAGCCGCAUGGCAAAGGACAUAAAAGGCAGCUGCAUCAUCUCCAGUUUGUCUUCAGUCCUGCUCCUCUCCGCUCUGGAGUCACUUCUCUACAAACGAAGCUCCGAGCAAGGACUGACUGACCCAUCCCAGCUGUGGGUGACUCCAGAGGGACUUUCUAGCCAGCAACCUCACCAGCGCUGCUAAGAACCUGAUCUAUGGACUUGGAAAUCGCUGUACGUAUCUGAGGGCUUUACCGUUUCACAUCACUCUGCCUGUCCUGUUCUGUUCUUUUCUACUAAACCUUUAGUUUUAGACACUAAAGGACUGGCCGGCAGCGCGGUAUUUUGCAUAAAAUCCAAACUCCUAUUGACCUGGCAAUGUGGCUGGACCUUUGCGGUCAGAAGAACAUUUUGUAUAUAUGUGCAGAUUUUUUAGAUAACUUCUCACUGGACUGGACCUGGGUGCUGGCUGGGACCAGAGAACUGGAAUGCAGUAAAGGGGGAGGGGGGGUGAUUGCUUUUUUCAGCUUCUCCAUAAGCAGGGUGGGGGAUCAGGGAGCACCGUGUGUAACGGGUUGGGGAGUUUAACUUCAGUGUUACCCACCAGCCUUGGGAGGAGCUGCUCUCCCUUCUGCAGCCUGCCCUGACCUUGGCAUUCCCAGUGUGGGCUGCCCCAGGCGCCCCGCGUCACACAAGCCAAGAGAAUAAUUAGGCUCCCUCGUUAAUCUGGGGCGCGGCAGAAGAUUGACAUCAUCAUUGAGCUCGCAAGAGCCAAAGCCCUAAAACGUGGCUGUGGAGUUUGCCAGGCUGCCUGGGGCCAGAUGCCGGGAGUUGGCUCAGUCCCAUCCAUCCCCGAGGCGCUGGCCUCACCCCCCGGGCUGUGAUGUUUGUGUCACCGCUACAAGCGUUGGAGAAAGCACCCCCCACGGCCAGGCACUCCCGGC